CUCGCCGGUACCUUCCCGUGAUUUCUCUUCUUACAAAUCUAUCUUCUCAUACCGCUUCCUUUUGUUUACAUCUCUGCCCUUUCGCCGUAGAAGCUCGUCUCUCUAGCUCUAGGCAUGGCUAUGGCUCUUCCGCUCGGGAAACUUACCGUCCUCAUCGGUGCAGGACUUGUUGGGUCUGUGCUUGCUAAAGACGGGAGCUUACCAGUUGUCUCGAGCCUGGUCUCUGGUGCUUUUAAGCUUGUAUUUAAUCAACUGAAGCAAGAAGAGCCUAGCAAGUCUCGCAAUGAUACAGCACUUGUAGCUCAGGUUAACAGUCUUCGGCAUGAGUUGCAGCUGCUAGCUUCAAACAGGCCUAUCACUAUUGUUACGACACAAGGAUCAGGUAGAACGUAUGGUGUCAUCAUUAUCAUUGGGGUGAUAGGCUAUGGAUAUGUGUGGUGGAAGGGAUGGAAGCUUCCAGAUUUUAUGUUUGCCACAAGGCGCAGCUUAUCAGAUGCUUGUGAUAAUGUUGGCAACCAGAUCGAUGGUUUUUACUCAACACUCUCGGUUACAAAACGAGAGUUAGGUUCAGAAAUUGACAGGAUGGAAUGUACUUUGGAUGCAAGUUCAGUAAUUAUUAAAGAAACUGGAAGAGAAGUGAAUGAAUUACGGGAUGGAACAGCAAAUAUGAAGGAUGAAGUUAGGUCUGUUUUCGAGGCUGUUGAAACUCUGGUGAGUAAAUUUUUAAUGAUUUCAUAUAUGUUAAAACCAGAUCUCACGCUUAAAGGAGUUGGAGCUCUGCAUGCUCAGUGUCGGGAGCACAAAAGAAUUCAAGAAUCCAAUAAGCCUUUGCUAUCAACUUCAUUAUUGCCAGCUAUAGAGGCAGCUCCUUUGACACAUUCUUCCAGUGAGACUCUGUCUUUGCCUCCUGCUUCACCCCGUGAAUCCCAGUCGCCGUCAACCCCUAAUGGAGCUCAACAGGCACAUGGUCCGCUUCAGCACACCCAAUCUCUGUCUGGUUUGAAGGAUAUAAGUGAAAGCUCGAGCAGCCUCGAGACUCUUUCAAAUGGAAGAUAUUCAGGGAAAGCCAAGGGGAAAUCAGGCUCGAGUUCGGGACUGCUUGGUAGGUUCUCAGUGCCGAGAAUAGUGAGGACUGUUAGUGCGGUCAACACAGUGCCAACUAACUGA
This is a messenger RNA of Eruca vesicaria subsp. sativa (arugula), 1167 nucleotides long. The record is from the annotation of a GenBank genome assembly. Lineage: Eukaryota; Viridiplantae; Streptophyta; Magnoliopsida; Brassicales; Brassicaceae.